Messenger RNA from Aphanomyces invadans, 1877 nucleotides. RefSeq lists its product as hypothetical. The transcript has a single exon. The coding region runs from base 27 to 1820 and encodes 597 amino acids. NCBI's taxonomy places the organism in Eukaryota, Oomycota, Saprolegniomycetes, Saprolegniales, Verrucalvaceae. Gene Ontology annotation, molecular function: ATP hydrolysis activity; ATP binding. The record is from RefSeq and is a predicted model, not a curated record.
AUUUGAGAUUCCAGCCACAACACAAGAUGCCCCCCAAGAAUACACGCGGACGACGUGGAGCGACCUCCAAGGGUGGCAAGGCGGCGAAGAAGGACCCAACUGCCGAGUCGGCCCCAAUCGAGCGCACGAUGGCGGACAAAUUGGCCGAUGACGGUAUCAUUGCUACGUGCGCCAUGAGCGCACGAGCCGUGCACUCCAACUUCAAGGACAUCAACGUGUUGGACUUCUCCAUCACGUACUAUGGUAAAGUGUUGAUGGAAAGCUGUGACAUCUCGCUCAACUACGGUCGUCGCUACGGUCUCAUCGGGCGCAACGGGUCGGGCAAGUCAACCUUUAUGAACGUGUUGGGUGCGCGCGGUGUUCCGAUCCCGGAAAGCAUCGAAAUUUACCAUUUGAAGCACGAAAUUGAAGCGACCGACAUGACGGCCCUUGAAGCUGUGACGUCUGUGGAUGAAGAGCGCAACCGGUUGCAAGCCGAAGUGGACCUGCUGUCGGAAAAAAUGCUGGACGAGAGCAUAAGCGACGACGAAAGCGAAGCGAUUACGAACCGCUUGACCGACAUCUACGAACGUUUGGACGAAAUGGAUGCCGACACGGCCGAACUCCGCGCUCGUACAAUUCUUGCCGGUUUGACGUUCUCGGACGCCAUGAUGCAAAAGAAGACGCGUGAAUUUUCCGGUGGGUGGCGCAUGCGCAUUGCCCUCGCCCGCGCACUGUUUAUCCAGCCGACGCUCUUGUUACUCGACGAACCGACCAACCAUUUGGACAUGGAAGCUGUCGUGUGGCUGGAAGACUACCUGUCCAAGUGGAAGAAGAUUCUGCUCAUGAUUUCGCACUCGCAGGAAUUCAUGAACACCGUGUGCACCAACAUCAUCGACCUCAAGAACAAGAAGCUCGAGUAUUAUUCGGGAAACUACGACACGUACGUCAAGACGAAACAAGAAAAAGAGGAAAACCAGAUGAAGAAAUAUGCGUGGGAACAGGACCAAAUCAAGCACAUGAAGGACUACAUUGCGCGGUUUGGUCACGGUUCCGCCAAGCUCGCUCGCCAAGCGCAAUCCAAGGAAAAGACUCUGGCCAAGAUGGUGCGCGAAGGGUUGACGGAAAAGGUCGUGAAAGAAGUGGAAGGCGACUUCAAGUUUCCCAACCCGGAACGCCUCCCGCCCCCUGUCCUCAUGUUUCAAGACUUAGCCUUUGGCUACCCCGGCUGCCCGUUGUUGUACCAAGGUGUCGAGAUGGGCCUGGACAUGGACUCCCGCGUUGCUUUAGUCGGAGCGAACGGGUCGGGCAAGACGACCUUGCUGAACUUGAUCACGGGUCAACUGAUGCCUGUUCACGGUAACAUCCGCCCGCACUCGAAGCUCCGCGUCGCUCGCUUCACGCAGCACUUCGUCGAUGUCCUGGACUUGUCCAAGAGCCCCCUCGAGUACUUUCGAACGAUCUUUCCCACCAAGUCGGUGGAAGAAGUGCGAUCGUACUUGGGUCGGUAUGGGAUCUCGGGUGAGGUGCAGUCGCAAGUGAUGGAGCAGUUGAGUGACGGGCAAAAGUCGCGGGUGGUGUUUGCAUACAUUGCCCACCAAAACGCGCACAUUUUGCUCUUGGAUGAACCGACAAACCACUUGGAUAUGGAAAGUAUCGACGCCCUCGCGCGCGCGAUCAACAUGUUUGAAGGCGGCAUGCUGCUCGUUUCCCACGACAUGCGGCUGAUUUCGCAAGUCGCCAAGGAAAUCUGGCUCGUCGAAGACCAAAAGAUCAGAGUGUACGAAGGCGAGAUUUCCGAUUUCAAGAUGCGCGUCAAGAAGCAGCUGAAGUUGGUUUAGGAAACGAUCGAAUACCGCUUAGAUUGGUGUAUAUAUAUGCUACCUUUUUGGACCAAA